AAACAUGGCCGCGCCCAGCGACGCAGCGAUGAGUCAGAACAGUCCAAUUCAUUUUGUGAACAAAAUAUACUGAAUGGGGAAGAUUAGACUUUGUCCAUAAAUAUGUCGUUUAAAAGAGAGGGAGAUGACCAAAGUCAGCUAAAUUUGCUGAAAAAACGCCGCGUAUCUGACCUUCUGGCCGAUGAUGUACCGGAGGAUGAAGCAUUCCUGAUGAGUAAUGGAAGGUAUGCCUGCACAGUUUGUCACCAUCGGCCUGUGUUGGACACGAUAGCCAUGCUAUUAGUGCAUCGACAAGGCAAGAAGCAUCAGAGUUAUGUGAAGAGUUACUAUGCGAAGAAACAACAUCUGAUGAAAGAAGUCGAGAAGAGGAAACAGCAUCUGUACCUGAUGAAUCAAGAACAAAACAAUUCUUCACUGGAAGAGGUUGAAGAUGUUGCACCACUUUUGACGAAGACCAGGAAAGCUACCCAUCAUGCAUUGCUGAAAGCAGCUCCUUACAAAGGCUACGGCGGACCAAGCAGAAAACAAGAGAGCAGCAGUCACAGUUUUCAGGGCAAGACGACAGGGUCAUUUUUCCAAAGAGUGUCACAGAAUUCUUUCCGAGAAGAUUCAUCAUGUCUGGGACCAGCCACUUCUGCAACCCACGUCGGUAAUCUACCAGGGAAUAGGAUUCACUCCUCCAUCAGCCAAUCAGAGAUGACAGCAGAUUGCCCCUCUUCCAAUGAUACAAAGGGUCGGGAUAAGACAAGCAAUGCCAUUGGACACACAGAUGAUGUUUCGGAUGGAGACUCACUGAGUAAAUUAAGCGAUCAAAAUGGGCCGCCAGAACCUUUGACAGUUACCGAAAAGAGAUGCCUGACGUUGUUUCAGUUGAAGCCCUACAUCCCAAAAUGUCAGAGAAACAAGGGGCUAGUACAUGAGGCACAUGUAGACUCCGAAUCAGUCACAAUCUCAACCACCCAGAGUGACAAUCAGUUAAACACAAAGAUGUCAUUAACUUCUGAACACGAGUCUAGAACUGCCAAACCGCCACCAGCUUUGCAAUCUUGUACAUCUGGAAAGGAGACCGCUAGUGGCGCUAGAGCUUCGGGCAAUAUCAAAUGUGACCCAGGCACAAAACAAACCCAUCCGAUUCCUAGCAAAGACUUAAAGAGCUCUCAAAAGAUCUCGAAAUCAGCAACCAGGUCCAAGAAUUCCAGCGGCGUCAGCGAAGACACCAGCAGAAUGGACAGGGAGAAAUACCUCAAGCUCACAAGUUCAGGUUGGAAGACAGACUGGAAGGGAGGCUGGGUGCAAGACCAAGAUGUGGAGUUUGAUUCCGAUGAAGACGUACCCAAAUAGAUGAUUCAAUUUCAUAAAUUAUUCUUUAGCAAACUUGACCGAGAUUGUUAAAAAAAAAUUCAAAGUUGUAGGAAAAAAAGAUUGUUCAAAAAAAAAAGGCAAUAUGUGGAUUUUGACAUAUAUGUACUUGGAGGAAGGAGGGUUUUAGCUUAAACUUAUAGAUACAUGCCUUAUUGUAGAAAAUGUCUUUAUUUGCUGAAAAAUGCCAUUAAUUUGGCGAGGCAUUCUUGGAACAAAUAAGCUUCCACAAAUAUCACUUGCCAUUUAAAACAUCAGUUAAAUCAUGUUGCUUGUAACAGUUGAAGUCACUGUAAAAUUGACUUUAUAAUGGUUGAUGUCACAUUUAUGGUAUACGUUGAUAGAAAUAAAGUGAAGCACAAACAUUCAGACA
Molecule: messenger RNA, 1732 nt
Organism: Patiria miniata (bat star)
Lineage: Eukaryota; Metazoa; Echinodermata; Asteroidea; Valvatida; Asterinidae
Product: sodium channel modifier 1-like
Exons: 7
Coding region: 103-1341 (412 amino acids)
Biological process (GO): RNA splicing
Cellular component (GO): nucleus
Source: RefSeq, a predicted model, not a curated record